Molecule: messenger RNA, 4191 nt
Organism: Esox lucius (northern pike)
Lineage: Eukaryota; Metazoa; Chordata; Actinopteri; Esociformes; Esocidae
Product: eukaryotic translation initiation factor 4E type 3
Exons: 7
Coding region: 624-1385 (253 amino acids)
Biological process (GO): translational initiation
Cellular component (GO): eukaryotic translation initiation factor 4F complex
Molecular function (GO): translation initiation factor activity; RNA 7-methylguanosine cap binding
Source: RefSeq, a predicted model, not a curated record
UAAUUUCCGUUUUCUUUUUAUUAGUUGAGAUAACAGAGAGAAAAUGGGAGCAAAACAAAUGCGUAUUAGUCCUGUUAUAUGACGUGUAAAUAUUUGAAGUAGAACAACGUUGUACAAAAAAUAAUUAGCCAGCAACUCCAGAGUUUUUGGAAAACUGUACCUUUUAUGUAGGCUCCUUUUUUCAAAUGAAAUCAAAUUGUACUUUCCCAGUGAAAGACUUGUUUACUUAGCCCAUUUACAAAAGAGCUGAAGAAAUUAAGACCAAAAAAGUGGUAUAAAAUAAUUCAGAAUACAGAACUACCACUGUAAAGACUAUCUUCAGGAGUAGUUUAAACUUUACAUGAACGUGGGGCAAGAUUAGAUUUGAAAUAGGCCUAGCUAGAAUAUUAAAACCAGAAGGCCUGUUUGUUGAUGUAAUUAAAAAUACACAAUGAGAAUUAGGAAUAGUUUGACUAAUUUUUAUGUGAUUUAUUUGUUUUCUUCAUAUUUGAUUUAUUUGUGAUGGCUUCAAAAAAUACGUUAAAUUAUAUUCUACCGAGUUCUGCCGGCUGCUUAUAACGUUGGACUGCAGACGACAACGUCAUCAUUGCUGUUGUUGUGGCGGCAGACCGGUGAAGCGACGAAUGAGUCAGCAGCCCGCAAAUGAGGCGCUUUGCACAUCGAAAGGUGAAACAAAAUCUUUUGAAAAAACUUUAAAAUCGUUUAUUUUUACAAACGAGGAAAUGGCAGUUCCUGCUGUCCCGAACCUGCAACUGAACAACACAGCAAGUAAAAACUCCCCAGAACGUAUCAUCCAUAUUGACGAAAGUGAACUGGAGAACAUCACGAACGAGGAUGGAAACGGCACUUUCCCAUUACAUUCUCCAUGGACCUUUUGGCUUGAUAGAUCUUUACCAGGAACAACUGCAGCAGAAUGUGAAUCAGGUUUGAAAAAGAUCUACACAGUGCAAACAGUUCAGAGCUUUUGGAGUGUGUACAACAAUAUACCUGGAGUGUCCAGCCUGUCAUUGAGAUGUAGCUACCACUUAAUGAGAGGGGAGAGAAGACCACUCUGGGAAGAAGAGAGUAAUGCAAAGGGUGGAGUUUGGAAAAUGAAAGUACCCAAAGAAAGCACUUCUGCUGUAUGGAAGGAGUUACUGUUGGCCACUAUUGGGGAGCAAUUCACUGAUUACUGUGCUUCAGAUGAUGAGGUGGUUGGCGUUAGUGUCAGCGUUCGUGACAGAGAAGAUGUUGUUCAGAUCUGGAAUGGAAAUGCAUCUUUAGCAAAUGAAGCAAACAUUCUAGGAAGGAUUUAUGAACUUCUUCCACAGAUAACUUUUAAAGCAGUAUUUUAUAAGCCACAUGAGGAGCACCAUGCCUUCGAAGGAGGGCGGUCAAGACAUUAGCACUAUUUGCACAUUUGACACUUUGUUGUUUUUGGACUUAGAAAUGGACUGGAUUUUCCCCUCAUCUGAGCUCCACUGUCUUUUGUAAAUGUAUUAGCCUACAAUGACUUUAGUUUGGGCAGACCAAAAAUGUCAUAGCACACUCACAUAGUUUUUUUUCUUUUAGGGGUUCUUAAAAUUGAAACUGUGGAGGAACCCCUGAAAAUAUUCUCUGAAGAACACUUUCAAAUGCCACUUCAAAGAACACCUUUUUAAUGUUUCCUUAAAUAACUUUUUGGGGUUGAUUUUUGAGGAGGCAGGUUCUUUGAGGAACCUUUAAAAUGUGUCCUUUGAAAUAUCCUUUUACAUUUUUCCUUAAAUGACUAAGAUUUUGCCCAGAGUUCAAUGAAGAACCCUUAAAAGAUUCUAUAAAACCCUUUUUCCUCUUUGUUUUAAGAUGGGUGAUACAUGUUCUUUAGUGUUUGUUUUCAUACAAAUAUACUGUAUGUAGCUAAACCUGAAGAAAGCCUUUCAUUUAAGUUUUCAUCUCCAGAGCCUUUUACCAGUAUCUUGAUCUAGAAAAUAUAGUAUUUGCAGUAUGUAAGGAAUUUACAUUGUUCCCUUUCUUUAGAAAGGGGAUUCUUUUCCGGAAGACUGUACUAUUAACACAGUUUUAUGGAAAAGAUAUUUGUGCGUUUUCAAUGUUUUUUGUUGGGGGUUUGUUGGUUUUUAUUUUUAUUUUUCGCAGUUGGGGGAAAGAAAGCUGUUAAAUGUUACUGGAUGUGACUCCACAAAAACAAGUGCGAUAGUUUACCCUGAGUGUUUUGUACUAACAGUGGGUCAUUGUACAAACAUGCUCAAUUUGUUUCUGAAAAGGACUUUUUCAUUUUUACUGUAAAGAACAGGACACCUAUUACAGUAUAAUCAAAAGUGGAUAUAAUUUGCGGCCCAUUCCUUAUUGAAGAGUAUAAUUCACACAGAAGGGGUUCUCUUUUAAUAGUUGUCUUAAUGUUGUUUUUUACCAUCAGUUAUGCCUUUAUUACAUUUAUAUCAUGCAUAAUAUUCUUAUUAAAGUCCUAAUAACUUUAAAAGAAACGCAUAAAGAAUGCUCUAAAUUUAUGAUGUACAGUAAGUCUUGGUACCAAUCUGUUUAGCUAUAAUUUAAAAUGUUGUCAGGGUAGACAGACUGGCCUUUCUGUCAUAAUGAGAACAGAGUACUUGAACCUAAUUUUCUGACCCUAAAAGCUCUCCUCCAUUUACAAAGGUUAUGCAAAUAUUGGAACUCUAUUUCUUUUCUCGACCCUCUAUUGUGGUUGGGUUGCUGAGGAACUGUUUUUUUGUUUGUCCUUUCAAUAGAAAACCUUCUUUCAAAGUUACUUGUUUACAUCUAUGAAAAUAUGUAUGUACAUCAAUACCAAUCACAAAAUGUUAGGUCAAAAUAGAACAAUUUGCAUAGCUAACAACUACAUGUUUCUAAUAUUUAUGUUGGAAAGCAUUGCCAAAUGGCAUGAGGGAAAUGUGUGCAAUUUGGUAGCAGAACAAGGGGGGCUUUUUUUUGGCAGGCAGCAAACAAAGGUUCAAUUUACAUGUGUUUAUGAGAGCAUUCACCAUACUUUUGGAUUAUAAUCAGAUUUUAACCAAUUUAUUGUUAAACACUUUAACUUCAGCCAGUAAAAUAUAUUUUUGGCUUUGUUUCCAGCCUAUGCCAAUGAGCAUUAGCAUUCUAGCUAAGAACUGCUAUGGGUGUUUUAUCGAAGAUAAACAAAUCAAGCAACAUUUUAAGUUAAAGAGAACCACAAACUAGGCUAUUACAUGUUGUCAUGGAAUUUUUAAUGUUAAAUGUUUAAAAACAACAGUUGUCACACACAAAAUCCAGCUGCAUUUUGAUCAUUGAGUUUAUAAGGCCAGUCUCUUGGCAUAGUUAGACGGAGUAGAAGGAGUGGAAUGUAGGCUAAACAGACUUACCCAUGCUAUUAUGAGCUGUGCUUUUGGUUGACCUCUCUUUACCAAAGACUUUUCUAACCCUUUCUCUCUGUCACGUGUGCUAAAGCAUGAAUGUGUACGACAUAGAGACGUUUAUAGGACGCAUCCCAGUAUCAUUUCCCAUUAUAGAGUCUGUGAGAGAUGGAAAUGGACAUUCUUCAAUUGGGUGGGACAUCCAACUUCAUCUUGACUUGAUUCCAACCGAGUAAUAAGGAAGGAUCUGCCAGUGAAUUUUAAAGUGCCACCCAAUUGACUGGGUCAUCCGGAAAAAUGUAUAGGAGGAAUGUCCUACCUGAUGACAUUAAAAUGUAUGGAUGCCUUGAAUGGCCAAUGCCAGUCUUUUGGCACUUGAGGCCUCUAAACAUCUCUAUGGUGUAAGUGCAUGUUUAUUGCUUAAGCUUUUACUUUUUGUGAAAUGUUGGUUGUAAUUGUCACCAGAUACUGUCACCAGAUAUUUGGCUGCAUUUAAACAGUCAUCUCAAUUGUGAUACCUACCAAAAUAAUUAGUGGGAGAAAAAUCUGCAUUGGGCUGCAUAAACAUAGACACUGAAUCAGGUCAUCCAUGUUCAAACACUAAGCACAUUGAUUCGUCAACUUUUUUGUAGAGAGAAACACAUGUUAGAUAUGUAGCUCGUUAGAGAUUCUUGCAGUUUUUACUUAAAGUAUUUGCUUUCGUAUAACUCCCAGUCAAUACGAGAUUAAUCUCUGGAAUGGUGCCUUGUAUAUUCGUAGGGUUUCAGUUUUGAAUGUUUUAUUUUUAACACAUUAAACCAGUCAACAUGUAAAAUCCAUAUUUUUGCUGCUAGAUUUUUUAAAUGUAAAAAUAAAAUGCAAAACAAUAAUA